AUGGCGCGAUCCCUGCUCUUCGCCUGCGCAGCGUGCGCAGCCUACCGAGCAUUCGCAGAAUGUCCAGCAGAGUUGCCUAAGUGCGAGAUGAUUGGACAGACUUGUGGAGACUACACCUGUUGCAGCGGCAUGCAGACAAGCUGCGGAGCUGGAUCUGUUUGCGCUGGUGAAGAGUCCAGGUGUGGUGAACGAUCUAUUUGCAGUGGCAUUAGUUCUGUUUGCGGGCCACUUUCUCAAUGCACUGGCCUUGGUGCUGUGUGCGACGGAGCUGGAGCAGCAACGGAAACCAUGCAGCCGAUGCAACCCAUGAAGCCGAUGCAACCCAUGAAGCCCAUGGAGCCCAUGAAGCCCAUGGAACCAAUGAAACCGAUGGAGCCCAUGAAGCCCAUGGAACCAAUGAAACCGAUGGAGCCCAUGAAGCCCAUGGAACCAAUGAAGCACCCUCCUCGGAGCAUUAGGUUCCAACCCUUUAAAUCGCCCAGCGAGCAGCCAAAGGAGGUUCACAACCAUGGCUGCAUCAUCGGUGCAUCGUGUGCUGGCCGUGCUGUUUCCAGCAUGAAUGGCCUGGAGGUGUGUUGUCAAGCUGACUGCAAUGAUUGCUCAGUCAGCGAGUCAUUUUCCAACGGUGUGUUGACCACAACUUGUGUAUGCAGCGAUGGCGAUGACAGCCUUCUGGUGGCAAAGGACGCCAAACUUACCGCUGUUCACAAUGAUGGCUGCGAUGUGGGUGACAGCUGUGAUUCUCGAGGUAGCUCCAUGGUUGGGGGCCAAAAAUUCUGCUGCCCAGCAGAUUGUGCCAACGACUGCAGCCUGGAAGUGUCUCAGGGCAAAGUGAUAUCAGCCUCAUGUCACUGUGCACAGCCAGUCAAGGGCUGGACUACUGCGGAGAAAUGUGUGGCUUUCGCAGGUUUCGUCAUCCUGUUGGGUGCAGGACGCGGUCAGUGA
This is a messenger RNA of Cladocopium goreaui, 945 nucleotides long. NCBI's taxonomy places the organism in Eukaryota, Dinophyceae, Suessiales, Symbiodiniaceae. The record is from the annotation of a GenBank genome assembly.